Messenger RNA from Labrus mixtus (cuckoo wrasse), 794 nucleotides. Its product is annotated as C-C motif chemokine 13-like. Gene Ontology annotation, cellular component: extracellular region. The record is from RefSeq and is a predicted model, not a curated record. Gene Ontology annotation, biological process: immune response. NCBI's taxonomy places the organism in Eukaryota, Metazoa, Chordata, Actinopteri, Labriformes, Labridae. Gene Ontology annotation, molecular function: chemokine activity. The coding region runs from base 258 to 554 and encodes 98 amino acids. The transcript has 3 exons.
CAAGAAGACUGUGUGACAUUUCCGUCCCCCAAACUAGACACAAGAUGUUGGUUGAGUUUCUUGGUAGUGGAAUACAGGGGAGGUGUGGGGGAUUUCUGCCUAAUGGCGUUUAAUGGAAAACUGACAUCCUCCACAUGUCAGUUUCCCAAUGAACAGAGUAUAAAUGAAACGCUGUGAUCACAGUCAAUCACAACAAGGAGAGAAGAGAAGUUCAGCAUCACCAUCAUCAUCAUCAUCCUCAUCGUCCUUACAGCAUCAUGAAGACUCUCCGCAUCAUCCUGGGGCUGUUGUUGCUCUGCGCCUGCUGCUGCACUGCCAUGCCUGAAGGUUUGAGAAGCACAGCACCUGCAAAGUGCUGCUUCAAAUUUUCUGAGAAACAAGUUGCAGAAAUACGUGUGAGGACCAUAACCAAGACCGACGUCUCCUGUCCACACAAGGCUUUCUUAGUUGAGACUAUCAGAGGAAAAGAGAUGUGCUUUAAGCACAGUUUUGAGUAUGCUAAGGAACUCUAUAAUAGACGGCACAACAACAACAAGGAGGGCAGCAGCCAAUAGCCCUGAAGAAGAUAUGUAAUAUUUGCUGGAUCAAAGUGAAAAGUUUUAAUGAAUGAACAUAUAUCGAUUUAAUGAGAUGUACUGCUGGUUAUGUGCUUAUCUAAGUAAAGUGUGUAUUGUUGGAACAACAAAGUAUUUUUUGUGAAUGAUUUAUGUUUUUGUCUUUACCAACCUCUGAUUUAAAAAAUACAUGUGAGACCUUGCUGUAGCUGCUGCAAGCAAAUAAAAUGUUUAAGUUAA